CACCCCAAACACCUCCUUUCGUCAUCAUCAUUUUCAUUUUCUAAACUAAACCCUCUCUGAACCCUAUCCCAAAUUUCAAACCUAUUUUUCUCAGAUUAACACACAUCCCAUGGCUCUCUCCAAAUCCACCUUCUUAACGCACCUCAGAGCCGUCGCCAACACUCACAACCACUGCCGACCGCCAUCCUCCGUAUCCCUUCGCUUCCUCUCCUUCUCUUCCCCGGAGGAAGCCGCGGCGGAACGCCGCCGCCGCAAGCGCCAACUCCGCAUUGAGCCCCCUCUCUCUGCUCUCAACCGCACCCAAACUGCACCGAAACCCCAAUCCCAAUCUCCACCCUACUACCUGAACCCUAACAACCCGAAACUCCCGGAACACGUCUCAUCCGUAACCGGCAACCGCCUCAACCUCCAUAACCGAAUCCUAACCCUAAUCCGGGAAAACGACCUCGACGAAGCCGCUCUUUACACACGCCACUCCAUCUACUCCAAUUGCCGGCCCACCAUCUUCACCAUCAACGCCGUCCUUGCCGCCCUGCUCCGCCAGUCCCGUUAUUCCGACCUCCUCUCCCUCCACCGCUUCAUCACCCAAGCUGGCGUUGUCCCCAACAUCAUCACCCACAACCUUCUCUUCCAAACCUACCUCGAUUGUCGCAAACCCGACACUGCCCUCGAACACUAUAAACAGUUUCUCAACGAUGCUCCCAUGAACCCUUCUCCUACCACUUACCGUGUUCUCAUCAAGGGUUUGGUCGAUAACAGCAAGCUCGAUCGUGCUUUGGAUAUUAAGGCUGAAAUGGAUUCCAGAGGGUUCGCUCCUGAUCCUCUUGUUUAUCAUUACUUGAUGUUGGGCCAUGCUAGGGCUUCUGAUGGUGAUGCUGUUUUGGGGCUUUAUGAGGAAUUGAGAGGGAAAUUGGGUGGGGUUGUGGAGGAUGGGGUGGUUUUUGGGUGCUUGAUGAAGGGGUAUUUUCUUAAGGGGAUGGAGAAGGAGGCUAUGGAGUGUUAUGAGGAGGCCUUGAACAAGAAGAUGAGUGCUGUGGGUUAUAAUUCGGUGCUUGAUGCGCUCAGCAAGAAUGGGAAAUUUGAUGAGGCGUUGAAGCUGUUUGAUAGGAUGAAAAGAGAGCAUGAGCCGCCGAAGAGGUUGAGUGUUAAUUUGGGAAGCUUUAAUGUGAUUGCAGAUGGGUAUUGUGCUCAAGGGAUGUUUAAGGAGGCAAUGCAGGUUUUCAGGAGCAUGGGGGAUUAUCGAUGCAGGCCGGAUACGUUGUCUUUUAAUAACUUGAUUGAGCAUUUGUGUGAUAAUGGGUUGAUCGGGGAAGCUGAGGAGGUUUAUGGAGAAAUGGAGGGUAAGGGGGUGAACCCUGAUGAGUUUACUUAUGGCUUGUUGAUGGAUACGUGUUUCAGGGAGAAUAGGCCUGACGAUGCAGCUGGCUAUUUUAGAAAAAUGGUGGAAACUGGAUUGAGGCCUAAUUUGGCUGUUUACAAUAGGUUGGUUGAUGGGUUGGUUAAGGUUGGUAAGAUCGAUGAUGCCAAAUCUUUCUUUGACCUAAUGGUGAAGAAGCUCAAGAUGGAUGUUGCUAGCUAUCAGUUUAUGAUGAAGGUGCUGAGUGAUGCAGGACGAUUGGAUGAAAUGCUUCAAAUUGUUGAUACGUUGUUGGAUGAUAAUGGGCUCGAUUUUGAUGAGGAGUUCCAAGAAUUUGUUAAGGGGGAGUUGAGAAAAGAAGGGAGGGAAGAGGACUUGACCAAACUGAUGGAGGAGAAAGAAAGGCUGAAAGCUGAAGCAAAGGCCAAGGAAGCUGAGGCAGCCGAAGCUGCCAAGAGAAGUGCAAGAGCCGCAGUGGCUUCUUUGCUUCCAUCCAAGCUGUUUGGGAACAAGGAAUCUGAUUCAGAAUCUAAGUCAGAGGGUGAAAUUCAAGCUCUCAAUGAAGAGAGCACUGAUGCAACUGCAUCUGAACCAGCGUUGGCAGAGAAAACAACAGAAGCUGAGGGUGAUAGAGCAAGUGAAGAGGUAACAGCUUGAAGUUGCAACUUCUUGGUGCUUAGAGGAGGUAUAAUAACUUCAUGCUGCUUGGAUGAGGAGGUAUGGUGUUUGUGUGUCUUGUCAACAUAGUUUUGAAUGAUCAACCUACGUUACCAACAUUUUUAUCAUUCUACAUGUAAUUAAACUUGUUGGAAAAGAUUAUGCAAUUUAUGGCCUUUCCAUUUUACAAUAUCGUAUUAAUGGGAUGUUGGUCUGACCCAUCUUGAAACCCCUUGUACUGGAGCAACAAGAUCAGUCAUUGGAACUAUAGCAUUUUUUUUUCUUUCUAAAAUGUAUUGUUUUUCUGGAAAUUAUGAUGGAUUUUCUUAAACUGCAAGUGAAGCAACAUUGACGUUGUAGUAGACGACAGGUUGGAAGAAAGAUGAAGCAACUUAUUUUUUGUGCAACGCGAUGGGUUGUGAACUAAUUGUGCGUCAAAAGCUUACAUCUGUUCAGUGUUCUGCCUCCAAGUAUCUCUUUCGCCCUGACACACACACACUCUUCCGAACAUCUCUUUAAUUUUUGAAUUACUCAAAUUAUCAAAUUAUGGUAACAAAUCCUACAAUUCCAUCUAUAUAAGAAGUGGGUAUAUAAUUACGAAAAGAAAGGAGUGAUACGGGUACGAUUUGAAUUAUGAAGUAAUGCAAUAAUUGAGUUGUAAUGGGAACGGAGAAUUAUUGUUAGAUCCAAACCCAAGAAAGAAAUCAUUCAUCUGGAAAGUGUGUGCCAAAAAAGGAAGUCUUGCAUAAUUACUGUAAUGUAGUGGGGUGUGGCGGGACGUUAGGGCCUAGUCUCGAUUAACUUCUCACUUGUAUGUGCUUUUUAAUUAUAAAACUUUAUUGUUAAGACUUUGCUAAUGCAAGGAUGUUAAAGUUCUGUGUAGUUUAUAGAAGUUUAAUUAGUUUUAUUUGCCUCUCCCCUAAAUACUUGUAUGAGAGAUUUAUUCAAAUUGUUUCCCUGUUAUUUCCACGUAGUUUGCACAAUAAAUUCAUCUUCGUAAGUCUUUUUUAGUGUAAACUUAACCCACCAGUAUUCAGAUAUGUGUAAGACUAUCACGGACAACAGAAUUCUCCUGUCAAAAUUUUAACCCAAUUAUAUUUUCAAGGACUUGAAUUCAAGAGUCUGGAACAAAGCCCCACUAAUUGAUGUAGACUGUAGACAGUCAGUGGUCAUUUUGUGUGAUUUAAUAAUGAUACUGCUCGAUUAAAUUGAUGGCAACUGGCAGCAAAGAUAGGAGUUCACACAGCUUCCAGUGUCGAAG
Molecule: messenger RNA, 3275 nt
Organism: Abrus precatorius (Indian licorice)
Lineage: Eukaryota; Viridiplantae; Streptophyta; Magnoliopsida; Fabales; Fabaceae
Product: pentatricopeptide repeat-containing protein At3g49240, mitochondrial
Exons: 1
Coding region: 110-2014 (634 amino acids)
Cellular component (GO): chloroplast
Molecular function (GO): protein binding
Source: RefSeq, a predicted model, not a curated record